AUGACCAACACUCAACAAACACAAAACAUAUCUCCUCCUGAGGCCAACACAAGAGUCAAUUGUUCCGGCCGUGUCCAAACCAAUUCCAACACAGACACCAGCACUACUAGAGCCAAUCUCACCACCAAAACCAGCACUACUAGAGCCAAUCACACCACCAAAACCUCCUUGACUGUCAAUAACAAAAGGACACCUCAAGAUGUUGAUGAUAUUGAAAGUGACAAUGAACGAAAUGAUGUCUUUGACCUGGCUAUCUUGCAUCCUCAAAACACAAAAUUGACUUCUUCUUUCCGUAGACGUACUCGUCAAGUCAAUACCCAGAGGCCAACUCAAGAUGUCGGUGAUACUGAAAGUGACAGUGAUCACAGUGACAUUUUCUUACCACAGCCAGCUGAAUUGGACCAAUCAGAUGACCACAACGACGAUGGGGCAAAAACUUCCAAACAACAUCAACCACCAGUCAAAAAGUGUCCUCAACGCCAGACUCAACUUAAGCAAUCUCAACAUGUCACCUCAUCCACCACCAACCUGACUUCCACCUUUCCAGCAUUGAUUGAUGUGUGCUUGCCUGCUGGUAUCAAUCUUGAACUCCCUAUGCUAUCAAACUACAAGUCACUCGUGAUCAAGUGGCCUACUGCAAGAAUUGCAAAACUUGAGCAAGACCAAAAACAAGCUGGUGCUGACGGCUAUCAACUAUGGAUGAGCUACUCAAAUUUUGUGGAAAAAGAAUAUAGUGAGUCCUACUUUGACUUCAAAAAUGAUGUUUUGCCUCGAGCAAGUCAAGGAGACAGUCCAGCACAGUGUAACAAGAUAGUUGGCGACAAGUGUACCAGCCUGCCAGAUAUUGAACAAUUGGUUUUCAGCCCUUCCAUUGUCUACACUUUAUCUGGCCUUCCUCCACCCAAAAUGUUAAAGCCACUCAAUAUGUCACCUGAUGAGCAUGAUGAGCUACAAACACUUUACGAUGAAACUGUGUCUACUCCAAAAGUUACUAGGGUUUAUGCCUCAAUAUCACAGGGGAUUCCACAAGGUCAAUCACUUGCAGACCACAAUUGA
Messenger RNA from Melampsora larici-populina 98AG31, 1056 nucleotides. RefSeq lists its product as uncharacterized. Bases 1 to 1056 code for a protein of 351 amino acids. The transcript is spliced from 4 exons. NCBI's taxonomy places the organism in Eukaryota, Fungi, Basidiomycota, Pucciniomycetes, Pucciniales, Melampsoraceae. The record is from RefSeq and is a predicted model, not a curated record.